Molecule: messenger RNA, 2020 nt
Organism: Paramuricea clavata
Lineage: Eukaryota; Metazoa; Cnidaria; Anthozoa; Malacalcyonacea; Plexauridae
Source: the annotation of a GenBank genome assembly
GAAAAGUAACUAAGUAAGUAUGUGGCGUGGUGUAAUAAUAACCUAAAACUUGUAGAUAAAUAUUAGGAUUUUGGGGUAUCUCACUCGAUUGAACUCCAGUGUGGAAAGUUUGUAUAAUUUGCACUUUGGAUGCUCUAUAUAUUUACUAUUAAAUUUUCGAAAUCACCCCCGCGCAAUUUCCCAACUUUCCAGUCAAGUUUCAAGUCUUGUAGAAGUAUAAAAGUUUAUCAAAAUAAUUUAGUAAAAGACCUUCGUUUCUUAUUUAUUUUAGGAAGGGACGAAGGGUAAAAUUGGGGAUUACUGAUCCAGCAGAUUGCAAUGUAUUCGACGAAGCAGAUGGUACCGAAAUUGAUGAUGAUGAUUGAUGAAUUCUUGACUUGCAAUCAAUCCCUUGACUGGCCUUGAGAAUCAAAAGACAAUCAUGGUAUGCCAAAUUCAAAAGAAGUUAAUGAGAUUCUUUUGUUGAAAGGGGACCAACAUGGCCGUCGCCCACAUCAUUGUAAGUCAAGAAUGCAUGGAUGGCACUAUAUGACAACACCCCGAUAUGGCGAUCUAUUUAUAAUUGCAUCUCCUGUUCCAUCGCCUGUUGCCUCACCUGUUUCAAUAUCUGUUGCUAGCUUGCCACUGACCACACCAGUUCCCUUCCCUAUUGUGACAUCUGUUGUCUUUCCUGUUUCUCAAAUGUUUGAUGCUGGCAAAAGUACUUCAGAAACUAAUUUGGUAGGUGGGUAUAACAGUUGGAUAGAUCAGGGAUUCAAUAUAGAUCAGGGAUUCGAUAUAUUCACUUCAACACCAUACAUCCCUGAAAGUUUGGAUGAAGGCAAGCCUGAUGGAGAUUGUCUUCAACAACUUGAGAAAACUGCUCAUGUACAACCAUGAACCAAGUGACCCUGCAUGGGUUCUUUUUGCAGCCAGGUGAUACUAAUUGUUCUACUACACACAGUCACAGAGACAGCAACAAACAGAAAAUAUCUCUAAUGGAAUUAGGUAGUGAACUCAAAAAGUUGAUUGUAAGCACCUUGAAUAAAUAUGAAACUUCUGCAGUAGAAAAAAAACAUGAAUGAAAUAAAUACAUGCUGCAGAGUGCAGAUGAAAUAUGAUUGAAGUAAAUAGGAUUGAGUAAACUGGCAUAAAAUAACCAGUGAAGUAAGAACAAUUUGCUCCAUUGAUAAUAUACUGGUUCUUAAAAAUCUGCUAAAGUUUUGUAUCCAGUCUUUAGCUAAACUGCAUGCUACUGCUAUUAUGGCAACAUGCGUAAUUUAAACAAUUUGAUUGCUUACUCAGUGACCAUCUUAUUAGUAAUAUUGUAAAUAUCUAAUGCCCAUCACUAUUCUUAAAGACAAAUAAAUUUUUAAAUUCUAAAUCUGUUUUGACCAGUUUGUAUUCUUCACAUUCUUAUAUCCUAUAUGUGAUCAUUUUAUAUAAUUUUUUUUAGAAGAAAAGCAGAGCCAAAGCGGCAGCCGGACUCAUAUCUCCAUCAAAAUUUUUCAAGAUGAAGGGGCUGAAAAUUUACAAUGACGAGGAUAUUAAAAGCAAGACUGGACUUGAAAAAAUGAGGCAGUUUUGGAAUGAGAAAGUUGAAUAAUAAUUCAACUCGUUCUGAAACUGCUAAUCUGAUGAAAACCGAGAUAUAAGGGAUAAUCGAUGUAGCUUGGUGCCUCAGAAAAUGAUGAAUCCAUUCUUGUGGAUGAUGCCCGAAAACUAGAACUGGACGAGCAGGACCUAUUUGGCAUUUGCAGGUGGUGACAAUGCCAUAUUGGAAAGAGGAAUAAUAAUAAUGAAAACUUUAUUAAAUGGAUAUUUAGCUUAUAUAUACAAUUGUAAAUCUCACUUAUAUCAGGUAAUUUACAACUGGCUACUUCAUGUCAUCCCUAAAAAAAAGGUAACCGAACUUCAGCGCGCUAUUGUACGUGAAUUACUCGGCGUACACCCCAAUGUGGCCCUACUUUAUCAUUUUACUCUGUCUAAACACCAGAUGAUUUUACUCGUCAGGAUAAUGGCACUCCAUGGCAUAUUUAGG